AUAUACCAGUGCCACCACUCUCCGCACCUACCAUCAAACAUGAAAAGCAGGAAAACAAUAAAUAAAGAGAGCGAGAGGAAGCAGCAAGACAGUGGGCACCAGUUGUGUGGCUUCAUCCGGAGGAACAUCUACCCCAGUUCUGUACAAUAUUUUCUCCAACAUGUUAAACCCAGCACAGCAGGGGCAGGGAGCAAGGAGCCUGGAACUAAUGUGAUCAGUGAUACUGUCACCUCCAUACCAUUGCUACCUACUGGAAAAUCCAGCCAGGGGUCCUAUCUUCUAGCUCCACACAAUUUUGAAUGCUCCAACUGUCCUUUACCCAGAUUUCUAUUUAGCAAGAAGCCCAGCAAACAUCAUUCUCCACCAGUCUAUGCAACCAUCCACUCCUGCCCUCUGUCAGCUAAUAGAAGAGGAGGCAGAAGUACUGAUUAUUUACAUAAUAGUCAUCCCAGUCAUCUUAAUGAAGAAAACACUGAAAAGCCAUUAUCUCUAACCACAGAAACACAAGACAAAAACCUGUCAACACAAACCACAAGUAAAUCUCUAGAUGAAAGCUCUAGUGUUUCUUUACCAGCUACCAAUCUUACAGCUCAACCACUUUCACUUCCAUUAUUAUUCAACCAAAUGACAAUGGGAUCUAAAAAUAGUUUCAAAAAUUUCUCGGUCACAACGGAACAAACUACAAGAAUCACAAUACCAUUAAAUCCCCGAUACUCCCUAAACACUUCAUUUCCAGUUGAAAAAAACACUGAGAGUCCUAUUCAUGAUACACAUAUUAAUCAAUCACAUGGGAGAUAUCCAUCAGAAAAUGCCAUCUUCAAUAAUAAUUCACGUAAAACAGGGGAUAUAUAUACGGGUAUUUCAAAUAGAAUUUUAUCUAUUGAUACUAACAAAGACAGCCCCAGUGCCAAAACCAAUGAUCAAACAUCCAACUCUGGCAAGACAAGAAGCCCUUCUUUCCAGGAAGCAACACUUAUCAGAUAUAAUGAAAUUUUCAAUAAUUCCACUCCUUCAAAUGAUGGAACAUUCACAACACAAAAACACCUAGAUUCAUACACUAUUGUGGAAGGAAUGGAUAAUGCAACAUCCAAUCCUAGAGUGGACAAUCAAUAUGAUGACUCGAGCCAAGAGGAGAAUGGGCAAGAUAAUCAUAUGAUCCCCAGUAACAUAGCAUUGAAGCAUACCACUGAAAAGCGCCAUACCCCAAGAGCAAUUUCCAAUGAUGGAGAAUUGCCAUAUGAACAACAAUUUACUGUGACCUACUGGAUGUUUUAUCCCUUUAACAAUGGCAAAGAUAUAUGCACUGCCAAUCUGGGAUACUUCUUGGGUCGGAUAUUAAAGCCAACAAUAAAUGGUGUUUGCCAUGGAGAAGAAAUAACCAUGGGUAACCAUGUUGGAGACUGGGAGCAUGUUUCAAUACAAUUUAAGGGAAGCACACCAACACAGAUGUAUGUGUCUGCACACACCUUUGGAGCUUACUACACAUACAUCCCUCACCUUCAUGAAUUCCUGUAUGCUGGUCAAGACACAAGAGAUGGAAUUGCAAUGUCACCCAACUACCCACGAACUGUACAACUCACAGGAUCUCACCCGGUACUUUAUGCUGCACGAGGAUCACAUGGACUUUGGGGAGCUCCAGGUAUCCAUCAGUACAUGUGGCUGCCACUUCUUAAGGAUGACACAGGGAUGGGCACAGCAUGGAAGACCUGGCACAAUGUGGACAUAAUAGAUUUAGAAGACCCAACAGGAACAUCACCACACAGGCACUGGUGGUCAUACAACGGACGGUGGGGAAAUCCAAGCAUCAAGUGCCAUGUGCUCAUGGUUGGCUUUUGUGAACUUGGCAGAGGCCCAACAGGAAUUCAAAGAAAGAGAGUAAACUUUCCAUGUCAAAAUGCUAAUAGCAGAACUCCAUAACUUUGCAAUCAAUGCUCAUCAUGA
Messenger RNA from Homarus americanus (American lobster), 1941 nucleotides. RefSeq lists its product as uncharacterized. The record is from RefSeq and is a predicted model, not a curated record. Bases 40 to 1917 code for a protein of 625 amino acids. The transcript has 7 exons. NCBI's taxonomy places the organism in Eukaryota, Metazoa, Arthropoda, Malacostraca, Decapoda, Nephropidae.